Molecule: messenger RNA, 4027 nt
Organism: Acipenser ruthenus (sterlet)
Lineage: Eukaryota; Metazoa; Chordata; Actinopteri; Acipenseriformes; Acipenseridae
Product: rab5 GDP/GTP exchange factor-like
Exons: 9
Coding region: 317-1633 (438 amino acids)
Biological process (GO): vesicle-mediated transport
Cellular component (GO): cytosol; endocytic vesicle
Molecular function (GO): zinc ion binding; small GTPase binding; DNA binding
Source: RefSeq, a predicted model, not a curated record
GGAAGUCAUUAGGCUGUACAGCUACUUAUUAUUAUUUUCUUUUAAAUAGGUCUGUUUUUUUUUUUUAUCGUAUCAGACCACCGCUGCGUGUCCGUGACGACUGUUCUGUUCGUGGACAGGAAAAGCUUUAAAACGCGUUUCAGGUUGUUCGGAGAUUAUAGCAAAAAAUAAAUAAAAACAGGACACAUCUGGCUCUUCCUGAAACUAGUUUAACUCUGCUGUUGUUCUCUUACAAUCACAUUGGCAGCGUAUGGAGUUGUUAAACCAAACAAAUGUACGUUUUAGUUAAGAACAUUAAAAUGAAUAAACUAGGAUAAUGUGGGAGGCGCACAGAGGGAUCCAUGUUGACCAAUCAGAGCUGCUGUGCAAAGAGGGCUGUGGUUACUAUGGUAACCCAGCAUGGCAGGGGUACUGCUCCAAAUGCUGGCGGAAGAGGAACAGGAGUCAACCUGACCAGAAGAGAGACACUGGGCCUUGUCCCAGUGUGGAAGGGGGGAAGCCCCUGACCUUCUCCAAGUUUGAGGAGAAGAAGAGCAGUGAGAUGAGCCGGCGUGUCAACACCAUGAAGAGACUCUUCGGGGGCUCCAGAACUCCCCCCAAGAGAGGGAGCGAACCGGCUGACACCCAGUCAGUCACCUCAUCAGCACCUCAGAAAUCACAACCCGUGGACUUCACUGAAUUUCUGAAGUCCCUGCGUAAACCCUCCACCCAGGUCCUACACCGCCGCUGCACAGCCUUCCUCAGCAGCCUGGAGUCACAGCGGUACCUUCCAGUACAGAAGCAGUCAGACCUGGUCCAGGAUUUCUACCAGAGCAUCGCAGGACACUUUCACAGCUUCCCAGAGGAGCAGAGUGCCCCGAUGAUGGAGCACAUCGAGAAGCUGAUCAUGACGCGGCUGUACAAGUGGGUGUUCUGUCCAGACAGCUCGGACGAUGAGCACAGAGACCUGACCCUGCAGAGGAGGAUACGAGCACUCCACUGGGUCACCCCACAGAUGCUUCGCGUCCCAGUUGGCGAGGGUCGCUCUGAGGUCAAUGACCACUUCCUCUCAGCCAUCACAGCAAUAAUCGGGAUGGACGCUAAGCGUGCCCCUCAGGAUAAGCUCUCCUGUGUGUUCAAGUGCAGCCAGAGUAUCUUCACUGCCCUGGCCUCCUCCAACCCUGAGCCGGCCAACGCAGACGACUUCCUAUCGGGGCUGAUCCACGUGGUGCUGAAGGCCAACCCUCCCCGCCUACACUCCAACAUGCAGUACAUCAUCCGCUUCGGUCUGCCGCAUAGCCUCAUGGCUGGGGAAUCCGGAUACUACUUCACCAACCUGUGCUGCGCUGUCACCUUCAUUGAGAAGCUGAACGGGCCGUCUCUGAACCUGACCCCGGAGCAGUUUGAGGGGUACAUGCAGGGCAGGAAGCCGGAGGAGCGGGAGAGCCCGGUGUCGGAGCCAGAGUCGGAGGGUCUGCGGCUGGCUAAGAAGAACCGGGAGCUGCUGGGGGAGAUUGAGAAGCGACAGGAGCGGGUGGCACUGGGGAUGCGAGAGAUGGAGGAGGAGCUGGGAAAGUGGGUGCAGUCUGUGCAUGCUCAGGUGCAGGAGAUCAAGGCAAAGGCUCCUCUGGAUGUUAUCAGCACAAAGAGUUAGCACCCUGAAAGAGAGUAGCUUCAAAUGUCAUUUGAAUUGCUUUCUGUACAUUCCCCUUGCUGUUUGAUGAUUGCAGUCAUUGAGUGUGGUUCUGGGUUCUGCUGCUCUGUUACCUGGCUUUGACUCACUUUCGGUGUUUAUAAAUGUAGAGUAGUUGGGGCUGACAGAGCUCAGUGGUCACGUCACAUAGUUUGAAUUGAAUUAGUGAGGCUGUUCAGUUACAACAUUUAUGAUUAUCAAGAGAACCUCAAAACCAGCUCAAAGAUCUUAAAUACAUAUUGGAGAAGCAGAGCUGUUCAUAAUGACUGCAAGCACUGUAAAAUAGUAAGGAACGUGUAAUAGAAAAAAAAAACACAAUUGUAUAUGAAGCUACUUGCUCUUUAAGCAUAUUGUUUUAGGGAUGUGGAAAAAAAUAAUAAUGUCCUCUAAAUGUCUGUUGAUAAUUAUGGCUCAUAACCAAAUCCAGUUUCGCCUUUCAUGUGGGUCAUUGUGCAGCUAACAUUCCUAGGACCUUAAACUGGAGGACACAUUUGUUUUUUGCUUCACAUCCCUAAUUCAUUCUGAAUGAAGGAUAUAUUUGUCAUACAAAAUAGUUUACAUACAGACAAACUGCUAAAUUGAGACAUUGUCCAAUUACUCAACAGCAAUCGCUAGCUGUCAAAUAAAUAUAAGACAUAUCAAGCAACAGUCUAUAUACCGUAAGCCUUUCUACCGCAUUUGUAAAUGUAGAACAGUCUGACAAAGUAAAAUAUAAAGUAAUAUAAAUCGGCUUGAUUAAUGUAUUGUAGUGUUAUUUUUGCAUAUCGGUUUCCUUGAGAUUUCAUGAGAUGGCAAAUCUACCGUUUAACAAAAAAUAGAUUUAAAUCAUGGUUUUAUGUUUUUUUUGGUUUUUUUUAAUCUUUUACCUUGUAGUUUUUUUAUGAAUUCUUUCUGAAUUCCAAUAUUGAGUUUUUGCCAAGUUUUCCCUAGUUGUCUUUCAACUAAAUGUGUCUUUUGAUUUCAUCAUUCUAGAAAGCCAUGCAACAAUGAGACCCCUGCAGGCUCAGCAGUUGAAAAAAACAAAAAAAAAAAACUCAAUACAAAUUGUAAACAUCAUAAAAAGGUAGGAGAAAGAUUAAAAAAAAAAUAAAAUAAACACAAAAUGUUUUUUUAUCUGUUUGGCCAAGGGUACUGUCCAAGGGAAAUAUUCUACUUAACCUUGCUGUUUGGCCAAGCUUACUCGUUUUGGUGUUUUAAACAGAUAUGGAGGAGAAACUGAGCAAAACAUUCAGAAAUACUCACUUGACCCGACAGCGGUACCUGAAAUUUUAUGAAAAUCUCAAGAGGAAAAGACACAGUAGGGGUCACGGUUCGUGAAUGUAUAGAUAGAUCUUUAAGACUUUUUCUGUAAUAUGUAUUCAUUCAAAUUUAUAUUUAUUUGAUCUUUCUUGGGUAUGUCUAAAAUAGCUUUAUCACACAUUUUUGCCGUGACGUAGGUACAAAUGUACAGUGUAUUGACCAAAAACGGGACGAUUAGUAAGUCUGUGAGAUAUGAGAGGUUAGGACUGUUUACUGAUAAAUAUUCCUAAGUGUUUACUGAGACGCCAGUAUAUCCAAUUGUCUAAGUGCCUUUGUCCGUGAAAGUUAUGAACCAGUUAGCGGGACCUACUGAGCCUGUCAAAUGAAGUUUUAUAUGGUACAUUUCUAGAAUAAUCAAUGCCUUUUUAUUGAAAUGUUGUAGACUUUGUGUGUUUAUGAAUCAUUUUCCUUUACCAGCCAAGAACAUGUUGCAAUAAGAAGCAACAGCUGUUUACAUUCAAAGAGCCUUCAGCUGACUUCACCAAUUUUACAGUUACAGUUUAUUAGCUGGUGAUGCCAACACAUUAGGAGAGGUCACAGGUAGCAUCAUUGUGAAAUACCAGAUCUGCAGUGAUGACUACAGUGGAUCACUAUCUCUGAAGUACAGUAUGUAACCAAGUCAUGAUAUAUGGCCAAUGUGGGUCUCUUUCUCAGGUGCGAGUAUAGCCCAGUGUGGUUUGUGAUUGAAUCUCUCUCCCGGACAUCUUAUUGUUUCCAGCUGAUUUUCAAAGCUUGGUAGCUAAUGUUGAGUUUCUCUCUGAGAAUAAGUGCAAAAGCAAAUCGCAUUACAUUUAAUUUGAAAUGCAAUGGCAGAUGUAUACGUUCAAAAUCUAGAAGUCAGUAAUUUCACUUGGUGAGUUUUAAAAGCCAGGCCCAUAGUGUCCUGGGGUUACUCUACAGUAGAUAGUGUGUUUUUAAGGGUUGGAUUUAAAAGCCUGUUGUGUUAAAAAUGAAGGUAAGGCACAUAGUAAACCUCUGUAAAAUCUGUUUAAGAAGUCUGUGUAUAGUAAUUUACAACUACUGUGAAAUGUACUAAUAAAUAUAUAUAUAUAUUUA